AAUCAAACAACCGUCUCCCAAUUGGCAAGUCAGAGUCCAGACUCCUCUAUGACCCGAUAUUGUCAUUAUCCAUACAGUCCUCUGUAAUGCUCCUUCCUCUCACAUUUACCGCCUAUGCAAGCAUUCUGGAUGCUAGCGGCCCUCCAAUAAACCUCAUUGAGUCUGACUUUAAUUCGGAACAAACAACUUCGUUCGUAUCUUGGAGAACCGAGAAUGGCCUAGAUCAUACUGCUGUUGGCAGCUCUAAGGGUUCCAUUACCGUCUUCAGCUUUCACCCUACCAAUACUCCAAAUUUGGACUCCCGUGCAAGACUCACUAUCACACCACCUUCUGAGCACAAUCCACCCACCGUCCCGUCUCCAUCUCCCUCACACUCACGUCGGCACUCUCGAUCACUCCAGUCACCCUCAUCGUUAUCAUUCAAUCAAGUUCUUCUCAAUGUAUCCGCCAGAGCGCGAGUGGUUUCUGGCGUAUCACACGAACAAGUAGAAGCCCCAAAGAAUUACGUUGACUUCGAAGACGAACCUGAACGAUUGAAGGACAUACUCAAGAGCAACAGCAAGCACAAGCGCACUCUCGCAGACUCAAUUCUUCCUAGCUUUGAUAGAGGUGUGGUAAUAGAGCAAUCACCUGCUUCAAAUUCUCCGACGCUUCUGCCCACUUUGCCAAACUCACCUUCAGGUGCUUCUAGCACGAGCAAACAUAAGGACGAUCCCCGAUCGCUACUUCCAGAGACAAAUUUUCCAACGUUCUCUCCGGGAUCAUCUUCGGCACCACCGUCUCCUCGUCCGCUAUCCCCCUUCGACGGCUCACCGUCUCGCGGAAUAGUUAAAGCAAGUAUCAUCCUUGAACCUUGCGGACCUGGGAAUGCACCAUCUGCCAUGCGGUAUAUAGAGACGAUGGACCUAUUGGUGGUUCUUCAGGAAUCAGGCAAUUUAUCUGCCUUUGACAUGCGGGACAGCACGUGUGUAGCGACGUGUGGAUGCACGACCACAAGAUCAUAUCAGGAUAAGCUCUGGAAAUGGGAGAGUAUUCGGAUGGUGCCUGCGUGGGAUCAAACAUACCUCAUUCUGGCAUGUGCAUCGCCUUCGCAGCCUCCAUUUGCAGAGGCCUUUGGCCUUGCAGAUGAACUUUGUGAUUCCAAAGCGCGUCUGAAUUUGUUUGAGCUUUCUGUGGGGGACCCGCAUGGUGUGCAUCCAACAAGGUUCGAGAGGCUUGCCUCCGAUGCCUGGCAAGUCGAUGGGCAAGCCACUGGAGUAGAGUUGCUUAGGAAUGAUACCGAUGGUUCAUUUCAGCUAGUGUACAUUGACUCAACGAACUGCCUUGUCACUCAGUGCUUGACCAUCAUUCCCGCAUAUGAAAUACGAGCUCGCGGACGGUCCUUCACCUCUUUUUCAGCUCCCUCUCAAGAAGAUAACAGAUCAUUGGCGAUCCCGAUCCCGUUCAAGGUGUUUGGUAGUAAAAGUGUCGAGAGUGUUGCUCUUCUAGGUCAAAAUUCUAACUCUGGAGCAGAGCAGGAGAAUAUCUCCCCUGCAAUUACGACAAGUAAUCUUGGGCGAGUCCGGCUAGAGGAAGAAAAAUCCCGUGGUACUGUGAUUUCAUCUCCAGAGUGUUUGCUUGAAGGCAUUACUGCCCGCUAUGCUGGUUUGAAUGGGAGGAUUAUAGGACUCGUAUGGUCGAAUACAGAUAUCACGGGAUUCAUCACAGGAGAGCAAGAGGGAACUCUUACAACUUUUGCUGUUCCUUUCAAGAGCCGGGCUGAGAUCCAAGGCGUUCAUUUCAUGGAUGACGAAGCGUUUGUGGUACUUAGUGACACAAUCUCUUACUACUGUUUGCAGCGUGUUGACGCCGAUAAUAACAUUGCAACUACUUUUUCUGGAACGUCGAUAAUUACUCAAGCAAUUCAAACGAUGACGAUUUCUGGUGGCCCUUCAUUGAUGCUGUCGUGGUCAAGAUCGUCCCCUUAUGAUGUCUUUGCUCUUAGGCAGCUUCGAUCAGGGAAGGAGAUUUUGGUUCAUACUAUCAAUCCCAGGCAUGACGUAUCGAUUAAGCAGCGGCGCCGAAUAUUGUGGAGAGCACAGAGUCCGUCUAGUGGUACCAUCCCAGGAGGAGCAACAUUGACAUCCGUUCUGCCCGUGGAGCUCAACUUCGUCUUGCUGGGUUACAGUGAUGGCCAUAUUCGACGAACUUCAUUACCGUGCCUUUUGCGCCGAAGGUACCAUACACAAUCUGUGCCUCUUUCCGCCUUUUCUUCCAUAUCUGGUAGUGAUGUGCUAUUUGACAAAGUAUCAGACAUGAGCUUGCCCUCAUCUAUAUUGAACAUGCAUCUUGUCCGAAAUGACCGCAUGGGAGAACGAUAUAUCUUAGGAGGAACAGAUGAUGGUGGCAUUGCUAUCUGGGCACUGGAAUCCCUGAAACUCCAGGCGCGAUUCACUCCAUUUAUCGUACCUCUGAUGCGUGUAGCGCAGGUGCUACAAUCCAACGAAAAUGCAGGGCCUCUACGGGGAUCGUUACUAUGCGUCUCAGGCGAUGGAACCAUUGCCGUCGUAUCGAUAGAAGGUUUCGAAAUGCUUUACCUCAUUCCUGGGGCAUCCUCUCCGAUAGCCCGCAUCUAUGCUGGUGGGGAUGAUAACAAUCGUGCAGUGUUGAUCUACGCAGAUGGGAGUGCGCGUGUAUGGGACGUUGAGUCGGGUGAGUUACUUCGUGCAACGACCGAAGAAAAAGCCAAAGAACUCGUCGAUGCUGGUGGCUGGAUCAACAUCUCCCUCGACAAGUCGGAGCUGACCUCAAUCUCCGUUUCGAUGCUUAGUGGAUCUGCUGGCCCUGUUUCAUUGUGCACCCUGUUGCUGAGUCUAGAUCGCUUUCUAAAAUACACCUCCGUGAACGUUAAAUAUUCGGGGUCGUCGUUGUCAUCUGCCCCUUCAAACGCUACACUUUCGCAGCUUCGUGCUGUAUUGUCUGUGUUACUGACACCUGGACUCAGUCCCGACAUAGACGAAAUCUGCGAAAAUAGGCUUAGUACCAGCCCAUCGCUGAGCACCGUAGGGUUUUCAUCUGCGCUUGCCACCACCAUUUACCACCAUGAUCAACCUAUUCACAUUUGGUCGAUGUCAGCAAAGGUUUCUGCCGAUCGCGUCCUCGCGAUCGUCUCGGUCUUGAAGACUUUGUCACUUGCCGAAGAGCUUUCGCAUGACUGCCAGACAGUAAUAACAUUCUACUCUACCUCCCUAGCCCACGCGGUAGGUGCGUCAUACCAAGCUCCGGACGUCGCAUAUUUGGCUAUGCAGUGGUUCAACUCAUCCAACGAUGUCCGGCAAGCUGCAAAGACUCUUUUUGAUGCAGGGAUUGUGCGUCUUUCGGAUGAAGAGAGCAGUGCCCUUGUUGAUGCAUGGCAACACCAUCUGCCAUGCUUGCAGCCUUCCAUCGAGAAGGAAUUUGCGAGAUCAUCGCUCGCUUUAUUCAUUUGUGGAUACAUGGCAGCUGAGAAAUACAGUCUAUUAUCCACCAAUUCACUCAUCGACAUCUCCAAGUCCAUCGCGUUGUAUUUGCACGACGAAUCAUCUGCUUACCGUGGUUUAGCUAUUGACUUGUGUGCACGCGGAUUUCAGAUAUGGCAGCAUUAUAUCGAUGCUAUGGCGGUGCUCCGUGCAUUAUACACCCUCGCUACAAACACGCGCAAGGAAACCAUCCCAGCUCAAAACAUCGGGCCCCAAGCAAGAUUAGCAGUCUUGCAAAUCGCAUCGAGUAACACGCCUUUGUUCAUGACCACGCUUACACUAGACAUCCUCAAUCCAAAGACGCUGGACCAGCGGAAAGCAGUCAUGCAACUGGUAGCGUUCAUGAUCAGGAAGAGACCCCUGAUUCUGUACCCAAAUCUCCCCAGGUUGAUGGAAGCUGUGGUCAAAUCGCUAGAUCCCAAUUCCACAGCCAGCCGGGACGCCGUGCUCGAUAGUGCGACCGAGAUCAUUGGCCAUGUGGUUAAGACGUUCCCCACAGUCGACUUCCACAUGGCGACUCAACGUCUGGCCGUCGGAACCAGUGAAGGCGCUUUCAUCAUGUAUGAUCUAAAGACAGCAACACAGCUAUAUGUUCUCGAAGGACACAAACGGCGACCGGCGGCGUGUACGUUUUCACCUGACGGGCGCCGCCUCGUGACUGUGUCCCUUGAAGAAGGCGUUGUGCUUGUCUGGAAAGUCGGCUCAAGCUUCACGAGUUUCUUCAACCCUGGAGCUCCACCCAGGCAAGGUCAUGGUGGAUCUUUGCCGUUCAAAACACUUAAUUUUAAUGUUGGAGACGAAGCUAAUAUGACCAUCACGGGCACAUUGGAGUGGGUCAAGUUUGAAUGGCCGGCCGAACGCACCGUCCGUCUUCACAUACGAGAAAGUGUCUUAACGUUCAGUACUUGAGCCACGGCAUGUCUAUGUCACAUUGCAAAUCAAGACAUCGUU
Suillus discolor is the source of this 4448-nucleotide messenger RNA. RefSeq lists its product as uncharacterized. The record is from RefSeq and is a predicted model, not a curated record. The transcript has 20 exons. NCBI's taxonomy places the organism in Eukaryota, Fungi, Basidiomycota, Agaricomycetes, Boletales, Suillaceae. Bases 87 to 4406 code for a protein of 1439 amino acids. Gene Ontology annotation, molecular function: protein binding. Gene Ontology annotation, cellular component: cytoplasm.